CUCUUGCAAAAGUAGUGACCGGCCCCACGCUUGAAUCGGUAGGGAGUUAACAUCCUUCUGUUCCUCUUCUACGAGGUCAUUUUUGUAAUUACGCAUCCCUACCUUCGUCAAUAAAUGGGGUCUACCGCGACCAGAAUCUUAUCACAGGCAGGACGGUAUUCCACCACCUUAGACAUUGCCCAAGCCAUCAAUUUGCUUCCGAUUCUCUUCAUCAUCUCCAUCAAUGGCGGAGAAGAGCAGAAUUCUUGUCAUCGGCGGGACCGGCUACAUCGGGAAGUUCAUCGUCGAGGCCAGCGCCAAGGCCAGCCACCCCACCUUUGCCCUGGUUCGUGAGAGCACCCUGUCCGACCCAGCUAAAGCACCGGUUAUUGAGAAGUUCAAGAACCUCGGCGUCACUCUGGUCCAUGGAGAUAUGUAUGAUCAUGAGAGUCUAGUGAAGGCGAUCAAGCAAGUCGAUGUCGUGAUAUCCACUGUGGGCUCGAUGCAGCUCGCAGAUCAGACCAAGAUCAUAGCUGCCAUUAAAGAGGCGGGGAAUGUCAAGAGAUUUUUCCCGUCGGAGUUCGGGAAUGACGUGGACCAUGUCAAUGCAGUGGAGCCUGCAAAGUCGGCGUUCGCACUCAAGGCCCAGAUUCGCCGGGCUGUAGAGGCGGAAGGGAUCCCGCACACGUAUGUUGCAAGCAACUGUUUUGCCGGUUACUUCAUCCCGACAUUGGUUCAGCCCGGAGUCACCGCCCCACCUAGAGAUAAAGUCAUCAUCUCAGGAGAUGGCAACCCGAAGGCAAUCUUCAACAAGGAAGAAGACAUCGCGACGUACACCAUCAGAGCCGUGGACGACCCUAGAACAUUGAACAAGACGCUCCUGCUCCGGCCUCCAAAGAACAUUUACUCAUUCAAUGAGCUCGUCGCCCUCUGGGAGAAGAAAAUUGGGAAGACACUCGAGAAGAUUUAUGUCCCCGAGGAGCAGAUCCUGAAGGACAUUCAAGAGGCCCCGCUUCCGAUCAAUAUAUUCUUGGCUAUCAACCACUCGGUCUUUGUGAAGGGGGACCACACCAAUUUUGAGAUUGAUCCUUCUUUUGGGGUCGAGGCAUCCGAGCUGUACCCAGACGUGAAGUACACUACAGUUGAAGAAUAUCUCGACCUAUUCGUGUGAGCAGUUGCAUACAUUUGGUCUGCUUAAUUAUGAGAGAAUCAUCUUCCCGUUGUCGUAUGGUCUGAUAAACACUUUAAUGUAAUUUGAGAGGCAGAGUGUUUCUUCUUCACCUCCUUAUGUUUCUCGGUUGAAGACUUGCAGUUCAAUGAGAGUACAAAAAUUAUAUGUAAUUAUUAUGCGUUAUAGAUCUUUAUAUAUCAGCAUUUUCGAUC
Molecule: messenger RNA, 1362 nt
Organism: Punica granatum (pomegranate)
Lineage: Eukaryota; Viridiplantae; Streptophyta; Magnoliopsida; Myrtales; Lythraceae
Source: RefSeq, a predicted model, not a curated record